AUGAGUGACGAAGAAAGCCAACAAAGUUCAUCGGAAGAAGAGACUGAGAAAGAAAAAAGGGAAAAGGAAGAAGAACGUCGACGCAGAGAGGAAGAGGUAGCUCAAGAAAGACAGCGUAAACUAGAGGAGAAGAAACGUAAAGAAGCUGAAGAAGCCUCGAAGAAACAACGUAAACCUGGUCAGAAGCGUAAAGGUUUAGGUGGUUUGUCGAAAGAGAAGAAACGACUGUUGAAACAACUGAUUAUGCAAAAAGCUGCUGAUGAAAUGAAAGCUGAGAUGAAACGCCGACAGGAAGAACGUGAGAACUUUUUACGUGGAAAAGUAGAGCCAUUGAAACUUGAUGGUCUUGGUGAAAACGAUUUAAAUGCUAAAGUGAAACAGUUGUACGAACGUGUUCGACAACUCGAAGGUGAUAAAUACGAUUGGGAAGAAAAGUUAAGACGUCAAGAUUUUGAGAUCAAUGAACUAACAAUCAAGGUUAAUGAUGUAAAAGGCAAAUUCGUUAAACCAGUUUUAAAGAAGGUAUCCAAAACUGAAAGUCAUAUGGCACGAUUUGAGAAGAAGGAAGGUGGACAUUCACUUUCUUCUUUCCGUAGUCAACUUAAGUCAACCGGUCAUAGUAAGUACGCUUUGGAGGAAAAAGAUGAAGUCGUGAAUACACCUAAAUAAUAGUUUACUCUAUCUUUUACCCAAACCAUCAAUAAUCAAUUAACAGUCAGUAUAUCGUUCAUAAAUAAACUUUUUUUAUUAUUAUUAUUAUCGUAAAACAACAAAGGACAAGACAAUAAAAUGAAUUAAUAUAUAGACAUUGAACUUAAUUUAUCAAGUGAACAAACAAGAAAUAAUACAGUAAGUUUAGUCAAAGAAAUUAUAUUAUUGCUAUCUGUCACACCAGAUGCUUAUCUUUUAUUGUAUUCAUUAUAAUCAUAUAGACUAUAAUUUAGUCCCUAUUUACAAUGAUUCUUUUCUUCACUUUUUUUUGGUGUUUUUUUUGUUUCUUACAUUAAUGCUUGCUCUUUUCUGUUUGCAAUAAAUUAACUUCAUAUGAAUGUGUAGAAAGAAGAUUGGCGUGAUCAAUUAAAAUCCAAAGAAUAAAUUCGAUAAUGUUUUAUUUGUCAACAAAGUAUAUACUGAAAAUGAUAUUCAUGUUAAAUAUCAAAAGAAUGUUUGUUUGUUUUUUCCAUACAGAGUAUUGUUCUAUUGACAAAAAUGUAGAUCAAUGAUUCGAUGUAUUUCUUUUUCAUUCCCUAUUUUCUUUUAUCUAUAUCUUUCUUUGUUAAAUUUCUACUCUCUUAUUUUGACUCUUUUUCUUUUAGGUGUAAUUGUAUAGUUGUCCCUAAGUUUUUAUUUGUUAGUUGGUUUGAAAUGAUAAUGAACAGAAAAGUAUACACCAUAGUGAUUAGUUUAUCUUGUUACUAUGACAUUAUAAAUGUCAUGAAACUCUUUAAAGUUGUCUAUUACAUUUUUUUCAUUUGUCUUCUCUUCUCUAUGAAUCUCUAUAUUAUCAUUCCUUAUUUCAUGUUGUAAUUUUUACAUGCUAUUUUUUGUUGCUACAUUUACAAGUAUGUCGUGGUGCUUUAUUUAGAUUUUAAUGAUUAUCUUCUAGUUUUGAUCUUUUCAAUUUAUUCACUCUCUAACUCAAUAUCGGAUCAUUGUAGAAAUGUGUGUAGAUCAUUAUUCGAAUAAAAACUUCAUUUCCCUUUACUUCUGUCAUGGUUAUUAUGUUCGUUGAAUAAUAUCAAUGUUAAAUUAUCAGUUUAUCCUAUCUUAACUUGGCAAAUUAAUACAAACCUGCUUAAGCACUAAAAAAAGUUUAAUUAGUUAUUACACCUCGAUCUAUAUUCUUCUGACUAUUGUUUUUCUCUCUAUCUAUAUGUGUGUGUAUCAGUUUUUUGUUUACUUCUCUCAUAAUACUUAUUUCAAAUACUGCGUUGCUACUUGAUGUUUAUUAUUUAAUUCCCUGUUAUGGAAGUCAGUCAAAUGAAAACUUGAAAUAAAAUACCCAAUACUUUCUUGUU
This is a messenger RNA of Schistosoma curassoni, 2018 nucleotides long. The record is from the annotation of a GenBank genome assembly. NCBI's taxonomy places the organism in Eukaryota, Metazoa, Platyhelminthes, Trematoda, Strigeidida, Schistosomatidae.